Molecule: messenger RNA, 1637 nt
Organism: Liolophura sinensis
Lineage: Eukaryota; Metazoa; Mollusca; Polyplacophora; Chitonida; Chitonidae
Product: tubulin beta chain-like
Exons: 2
Coding region: 1-1356 (451 amino acids)
Biological process (GO): microtubule-based process
Cellular component (GO): microtubule
Molecular function (GO): structural constituent of cytoskeleton; GTP binding; GTPase activity
Source: RefSeq, a predicted model, not a curated record
AUGCGCGAAAUUGUUCAUGUCCAGGCUGGACAAUGCGGCAAUCAGAUCGGUGCUAAAUUCUGGGAGGUGAUUUCGGACGAGCACGGAAUCGACCCCAAGGGCGACUAUCAAGGGGACUCGGACCUUCAACUGGAACGUAUCAACGUGUACUACAACGAGGCGGUCCAUGGGAACUAUGUUCCACGUGCCGUUCUGGUAGACCUUGAACCCGGCACCAUGGACUCCGUAAGGGCGAGUCCUUUUGGCCAACUGUUCCGCCCGGACAACUUUGUGUUUGGCCAAAGUGGUGCAGGAAACAACUGGGCCAAGGGCCACUAUACGGAAGGCGCGGAACUGGUCCAGUCGGUGUUGGAUGUGAUCCGGAAGGAGUCGGAAACGUGCGACUGUCUUCAGGGGUUCCAGCUGACCCACUCCUUGGGUGGGGGCACGGGGUCGGGCAUGGGUACCCUUAUUAUCAGCAAGAUUAGGGAAGAGUACCCUGACAGGAUCAUGAAUACUUUCAGCGUUGUUCCCUCCCCGAAGGUGUCUGACACGGUCGUAGAACCAUACAAUGCUACACUGUCCGUCCAUCAGCUCGUAGAGAAUACCGAUGAGACAUUCUGUAUCGACAACGAAGCUCUCUACGAUAUCUGUUUCCGGACUCUGAAGUUGACCACGCCCACUUAUGGCGAUCUCAACCACCUGGUAUCGGCAACAAUGUCAGGCGUGACAACAUGCCUCCGUUUCCCGGGCCAGCUCAACGCCGACCUGCGCAAGUUAGCCGUCAACAUGGUGCCAUUUCCACGCUUGCACUUUUUUAUGCCAGGCUUUGCUCCUUUGACGUCGAGAGGGAGUCAACAAUACAGGGCGCUUACCGUACCGGAAUUGACUCAGCAGAUUUUUGACGCCAAGAACAUGAUGGCUGCAUGUGAUCCACGGCAUGGCCGCUACUUAACCGUGGCCGCCAUUUUCAGGGGACGCAUGUCCAUGAAGGAGGUUGACGAACAGAUGCUUAAUGUACAAAACAAAAACAGCGCUUACUUCGUGGAAUGGAUCCCCAAUAACGUGAAAACUGCUGUCUGCGACAUCCCACCGCGGGGUCUGAAGAUGUCUGCCACUUUCGUUGGCAACAGCACCUCCAUCCAAGAGCUGUUCAAGAGAGUCUCCGAGCAGUUCACGGCCAUGUUCCGGCGUAAGGCGUUCCUCCACUGGUACACCGGUGAGGGUAUGGACGAGAUGGAGUUCACUGAGGCCGAGUCCAACAUGAACGAUUUGGUGUCCGAGUACCAGCAAUACCAAGAAGCCGUUGUGGACGACAACUUCGAAGACGCCCGCGAGGAGAACGAGGAAGGGGGAGCCCAAACAGCUGACUUUUGAACCCUCCUUUUACAUGUGCGGAACAAUUAAAGUUGAGAUAUAGUUCUUAAGACUCCUUUUUAUGACUAUGGUUUUGCAUAUCUGUCUAUACUUAUGAGUUUUGCUCUGAGUAAUUCUUGAUGAACGCCGACACCAGACUUUAAAUUGCGCAUAUAUUAAUCUUUUUGUGGUGUUUUUCUUAAUAUCAAAUACACAUGCCUGUUAAAUGUCAGCACAUGGCACUUUUGUCAUGCUUACCUACCUUGUCCAGGAUUCUGAACGUCAGAUUUGAAUAAACUCUC